CUUUGCUGUGUAAAGCACCCAAAUCGAGGUUCCAGAAUUCUAUUUAUUUUUCUUUUUUAAUAAAAAAUUUUAGUACUAAUUUAAAUUGUGAGACUCCAAUCAGGGUAUUUUCGACAGAACACCUAAAAAGCCAAGGACAAAAUGGGUACAAAGUUCAUCUUAAAUACGUGGUGAUAGGGCAUCUUUAGCGUUGAUACAAACAGGGAAGAAGCUAGACGCCUGCCACUGUACCAGAAGAAGAAGAAGAAAAAGAAGAAAGAUUGAAAUAAUCGGAAGAGAGAAGGUCCAGAUUGAAGGUCCGACAAUCGGACGGUCAUUAUUUAUUUGAUAAAGAGGCGUUCUUGCUCUUCUAUGACUGAAAUAACAACGAAAGGUGAGGAGAAUCGGAAUCGGAAUCGGAAUCGACGGAGGAGUUGUGAGGGGAUUUGUUUUGAUGCGAUCGAUUUGUGAUUUAAAUCUGGCAAAGGAUUUCGUCAAAUCAUCAAAUUUGGCGGAGGCGACUGUUAUUUUUUUAUUUGAUUUUUUUUAUAAAGGAAACAGGUAUUAAAAAAACCCUAGAUUUUGAAUUUCUACGCUUUGUUUGUGGUUGUUUUUCCCUUCUUCAAAAAUUUAAAGAACUGGAUUCCCCGUUCGGUUCGGCGUUGGUCAGAUCUCAAAGAACCUUGAUCAGAGGAUGAGCAGAUUUAGGGUUUCUUUUUGAAGAAUUCAUUGAAGAAACUUGUUGAAGAGAAGAGGAUUUCAUCUAGAUCAACCUUAGAUGUAGGGGGCGUUGAAUUAAUUAAAAACUUCUUCACUACUGGGGAUUUUUUGUCCAUAAGGCUCUCGGCAUCAAUAGCUGCAGGAGCUUUUGUGCAAGGAGCUUUUAUUUCAUAAAAAUAGGCGUCACCAUUGCUCUGGGCCAAUUAUAGGCUUCAAGAAUUAGGGUAUUUGUCUACUUUAGUUUGACUCCAUCGAAAUCGACUUAGCUGCUUGGCAAAUCAAAACUUAGAGACUAUUCUGGAAGCUGUCUUGCUGCGGCGAUAGACUGAUUAGAAAGAAAUUUUUAGGGUGUUUAUAUUUUGAGUAGAUAGACUGAUUGCUUACCUAUGCGAUGCUGAUAUGUUUAUCUUCUGAUGAAUUUGGUGUUUCAUGUUUAUAUGAUUUGGAUCUAUGGAUUUUGGGUUAUUUUUUCUGAUUUAAGGAGCCUACCAGUUCUUGCUUGUGAAACUGAAAACACUAUAGCUGCUGAGAUGAGGCGUAGGAUUGUUGAAGGGAAGAAUAUUGUUUGUCCUUUGAAGGAGAGUAGGAUAUCUUUACUGAUUUUAUGGCCCAUGGUCAGUCUGCGAGGCAGAUGGUUUGACAUGCAGUAGCUAGGCUGCCAUUUCUCUUUUUUAUUUUUUGGCCUAGAUUGAUACAAUUAUACUUCUAUUAUUACUAGAAGUAAUUACGUGGAAAUUUUGCAGCAAAGAACACAGUUUGUCAAAACUGUAACUGCACUUUUUUUUUAAUCAAACAUUUACUGCAUAUAUAUAUAUUUGCUUUUAAAUAACCCUGAUUCCGAGCAUUUGGAACAAAUUCUAUCCAAUGUUACAUUCUCAAUUGAUGGAAGUUUUCUGGACAUCAAAACUUGUUAACAUCAUCUGCCUCAAGGCAGGAUAGGCACUUAAUGUGUUGAAGACUGAGUUUUACAGUGAUCUCUUUAUAGCAAUCUGAUCUGUUAAAUAUCUGACAAGAUUGGAGGAACCCAAUUAACUAAAGAUAUUUGUACUUGCACCAGGAGUUUCCCUUCUAUGCUGGUGUCAAGUAGUAAGCAAGAAGCCACUGCAUCCUGCAAGACUUGUAGUGGUAGACCAUUAGUUGAUGGGAUAGGGUCUGUAUCUUCAGGCAUGAUGAGCACAGUAGGUCUGGAACUCACAAAUUUUAUAAACCCCAACUUGACUUGGAAGACAGUGUCAAAGGGGAAUAGGAGUGGAACGAGGCGUACAAGGAAACCAGGUGUUAAAAGCUUGACAAUAGGAAUGGGGCUACUUGAUAAAAAUGGCAAAAUGUCUGAAGAUGUUACAGUUUCAGAGUCAGAGAAGCUUGGUGUGGAUGUUCUAGGACGGCGCUUUAGUGAAAAAGUAGGGAAUGUUCCAAUAAAGAAAAGGAGAUUUAUGUUCCGGUCUCUGUCACCACCACCCCCACUGACCCCUUCUCCACACCUUGAAGCCUCUGGACAGCAUGUAGACUUUCAACCUGCUUCGAGUCAAAAUUCUGGUUCAAGUUCAGCUCAGAGCCUGUGGCUUAUGAAAUCUGAUUGUUUUACCAAGUCAACUGCUGCUAGUAUUGAUGAUGAGAAGUUUUCAAACUUAUUAAAUGUUGAGGAUUUCUCAGGGAUUGAAAUACUCGCAACUGCUGCUUGCAGUGAUAGCAUCGGUGAUGAUAUUAUUGAAAAGGAGGGAAAUCCAUCAGUUGAAGAAUCAACACAGGAGAGAAUUGAGUCUUCUGCUUCUGCAAUGCAUUUGGAAGAAACAACUGUAUCAUUCGAGACAGCUUGUUGCUCACCAAAAGAUUCGGUAAAUGAAAGUAAAACUGAGGGUUCAUCUUUCCAUGAGAAUUCCUUUGCUGUUUUGCAUGAAUCUCCAAGUGAUAAGGAUAAUACAACAUCUGAAACAUCUAUUCCCUUGCCAGAUGAUAGGUUACUUUGGGAUUUAAAUCUUUCAAUGGAUGCUUGGGCUUGCGAUGGUGGGAAUGUUGAUUCUCAAAAGGAUGCUGUUGAUAAUAUUUCUGUGAGAAGUGAACAGCUGCAGACUAAGGAACCUCAAGAUAUUAAAAAUGAUAAUACGAGAAAAGCGAUGUCAUCUGAUAUUGAUGGGUGUAACAAGGUGACUUCAGACUUGAGAACCAUGCCUGUUGAGACUGAUGAUUUGAGUAGAGAGAAACAGGAAUCUGAAGGAUGCUCUGGCUCCAGUGAUAACAAAACUGAACAUGUUCCUGUGCCAGUGGUUGUUGCUGAGAAUGCCUUGAUGUCCACUGCUGUUGAUACAAAUGCUUCCAAUGAGGCAGUAAACACAAAUCAAUGCCCUAGUCAUUCUCCUUGUCCUGGAUCAGAUAAGAGCACAGGGGUGUCUGAGGAAGACCGAGAAAUAUCAGUAUUGACUCAGAAUGUUGGGUUGAACAUGGUGGGGGGGUGUAUUUCUGAGUCAGAGUUGGGCAAAACUGUUAGUGUAGAAAGUGUUCAGGUAGAAGAGUCUGAUGUUGCUUCUCCCUGUGGACCAGCUUUAGAGACGGUUGCUAAUGACAUUCAGAACACAAGUGCUGACAAAGGUGAUAAGGAUCAUGAUGGAGAUUUUGGCCUGCAUGAUGUUGGAACUUUUGCUCAGGACCUGGACAAUUCUCAGCCUCUAGAAUCCCUUGAAGUUGAGCAUGCAAAUGAGGUAGAAGAGAUGGACGUUUGCCAUUUUUCACUGAAGUCUGAAGAUAUGUCCAUAUCAGAUGAUUGUGUUAUGGAGGUCAUGGACCGAACAGAUGAAGCUUCUUCAGCCUAUGCAGCUCAAGUUGAUUCUGCUGCUCAUGUAGGGUCUGAGGUACUGUUGCAAAAGUCUUCCGGAAAUUCCGAUGCUACUUCAGGAGCUGGUGGAUGUUCCACUCAUGAGUUAUGUGGAAUCAAUGUUAAUGGUCCUACAAGCUACUUGGAUAAGGCCAACCUGAAUGAUACUCUUGAAGAAAGCCACGACUCAGCUGUUUCUUCUCAAGAUAAGGAAUUGACAGUUGGCUUGGGAAACCACUCAGAACUUCAGGCUGGUUAUGACUCACAAUUUGAGGAUGGGGAGUUGAGGGAGUCAGAUGUUCGAUGUUGGGAGGAAGCUGAAGAGGUGGACUAUGACACUGAAUUCGAGGAAGAAAGAUCAUUCAGCCUGGAAGCUGAGAGUGUUGAGCAGAAAUUGAAGGUAGACAGAGGAUCUAGUCCUGAUGUAACUGGAAACUUUAAAUGUUGCGAAACUGGAGAGGCUUUAAGGGACAAUCCAAUGAGCUUAAAGAUGAGAAAUGUGGAAGUGCCUGAUGGUGAAACAAAGAAAAUUGAUUGCUUGGAUGGGUCUAAUGCUAGAGAUUAUGAUCUUAGAAUAGAUAUUUCUAAGGUAUCGAAAAGGGAAUUGCUUUCACUUGCUGAAGGAUCAUUAUCCUCUGAUGCUGUUCAGAGAAGCAGGUCUGACAAUUUUGAUGGUUCAUUUGCUCGAGCUGAAAGGGAGGCUGGUUCUGACAAAUUUUUCAGGAGGGAUAGAUCUACUUCACAUGUGCGUGGCCGAAGCCCAGGAGGUGGUCACUUUUUCAAUCCUUCAACUAAUUAUUGGGAUUCUAAGCGGCAGCAUGCACCUAUUUAUCAUGGCUCUCACAAUUUUGGACGCCCCAGACCAAAAAGUGUUGUUGAGACCCGUGGAUAUCCUAUGGCCACAGAUCAAGCACCUUCAGAAGCUGCUGGUGUUGCAAGACCUGACAACCGCAGUAGCAGGCAAUUUAUGGGCUCCUCCAAUAGUGUAUACAGACCUCUCCUUAGAAGAAGAUCACCAGUUGAAAGAGAUGAUUCUUACUGCAUGCAUCGAAGAAUGCCAACUGUAAGGGAUACUAGUCCUGAUCGGACCAGGUUUAGAAGAUAUUCACAAGUGUUUAAUAGGGGCAUCAGAGAUGAAUAUCUCAGGCAUGUACCUGAUGAUGGCACAGAACAUUUAAGUCGCAUGCGUUUAGGCAGGAGAGAAAGAAGCAUUUCCCCCCAUGGUGGAAGGCCUCAUUAUACUGUACAUUACAAGAGAAAUCGGUCAAGAUCAAGGAGCUGCUCACCCGAUGGUUGGUUAUUGCAGAGGGAUCGAAAUGAGGGUUCAAGACGUCGCAGCAGGUCACCAGAUUUUAGGUCUGAUGCUAGAAUAGAUAGGGUGAGGUUGCCAUUUACAAAGCGUUUUGCUGCAGAUUAUGGUGAGGAGUUCAUAUCCCUACCUAGAAGUCGCAUUUCACCCCAGCGAAAUUCCAGGAUGUUUGAUGAUCGAAAUCCUGGUUUAGACCAUUUUAGGGGCCGGAAAUCACCUGUGAGGAUGUUUCGGCAGGGUCAAAGGUUCGAUCAAGUGCGCCCCAUUCGAAGAUUGAAUUCUGAUGAUUACUUAAGACCCAUGAUUCAACCCAGAAGAUUUCCUGGUAUGUCUGCUGGUGGUAAAGGGUGUAAAUAUGAUGUCAGUGAUGAUGAUAAACGUGGCAGCAGAUAUGAGAUGAUUCAUCGAGUGAGGCGGUAUGAUACAGAUGUUGCAGUCCGCCCGUUUCCAUAUAAUGCAGAAGAUUCAUAUGUGGCAAAUAACUCUUUAACCGUGACUAAUGCAAUUGGCGUCUCGUCAAGGAGGCCUGAUGAUGCACCUAGGACAGCUAGUGAAGAUAAGGCCAUUUAAGAUUCAACCUUGAGAGGAUUUGGUUGGAAAGGGAGAUAUGUAACUUGGAAGAGGUAUAUGUCUUUCUCUUUUACCUAUUCCGGCUGUAUUUGCUGGGUGGUGGGAGUUCUUUUUUUCAGCCUUUUAUCAUUUCCAUUUAUUGGAUAGGAUGCGUCUAAAUUCUGUCUGAUUUUUUGGUUGGUAUCCACUCUUAGCGAAGAAAAUUUUUUAUCCUCCUAGGAUUGGUAUUCAUUUACCCCUUUCAUUUUCUACAUUCCCCUCUUUACUCGUUUUAAUGGUCAUUUCUUUCCUGCCUAGAAGGUUGUCAAUGCCUCUAUGAAGUAAUUGAGGUAUAAUGGUUAAAGAAAGAAAUUUUAAGGGUUUUUUUUUUUUUUUUUUUUUCUAUGCUUCAAUUGAAUUGGGCUUUUUCUCGUUAGUUUAGUCAUUUCAUCUUUUAUAAGAGUAGCAAUUGUAUAAGGGCUUAUUUAUACUGCUGGGUACAUGCUAGUUGUUGAAGUUCUAAAAUUAUGUUUAGUGUAUAAGGUGAUUGAUAAGAUAAAGAUGAUAAUUAUUUUAUAUUAU
Messenger RNA from Durio zibethinus, 5948 nucleotides. The record is from RefSeq and is a predicted model, not a curated record. NCBI's taxonomy places the organism in Eukaryota, Viridiplantae, Streptophyta, Magnoliopsida, Malvales, Malvaceae.